Vigna umbellata (rice bean) is the source of this 1200-nucleotide messenger RNA. NCBI's taxonomy places the organism in Eukaryota, Viridiplantae, Streptophyta, Magnoliopsida, Fabales, Fabaceae. The record is from RefSeq and is a predicted model, not a curated record.
AACUUGUGUUGAACCUAGUUUUAUGCUUAAUCCUCUUUGAAAUGAAAUUCGUUGUAACUAAAUUUGUGCGUUUUCUCUCAUAUUAAAGCAAUUUUAAUUAGAGAUGGGUAUAUCUUAGACUGACAAUUCUUCUUCAGUUUCAGUCUCUGGGAAGUCUUGGAAGCUAUCUUGAUUGACUUAACCAAUUAUCUUUUUUUUUUCUUUUCCAUGGCAGGGAUACACAAUGAUAGGAUCUUUUAUUACGAGGGAUGGUUUUUGGCUAUGCCUUCCCAGCCUAUGAGUGCUAUAAGGCAGUUGAAAAGAAUAGACCAGAAAUUGAACAGCUUCGCUUUUGGUGCCAGUACUGGAUUUUGGUAGCUGUUUUGACAAUAUGUGAGAGGAUUGGUGAUACUUUUAUUUCUUGGGUCCCAAUGUAUAGUGAAGCUAAGUUGGCAUUUUUCAUAUACUUGUGGUACCCGAAAACUAAGGGAACAACAUAUGUGUACGAUUCUUUCUUUAGACCGUAUGUUGCAAAACAUGAGCCAGAAAUUGAUCGCAACUUAUUGGAACUAAGGACAAGGGCAGGAGACAUCGCAGUUUUGUAUUGGCAAAAAGUUGCUACCUAUGGCCAGACUAGAGUAUUUGACAUUUUGCAGUAUGUUGCAGCCCAAUCAACAACUUCGCCACGCCCUACUCAGCAACCAUCAACUGCGAGGGUGCGUCAACCCCCAUCUACUGAUAGCCAACCAGCGGCUGUAACAGAACCACGAGCUGAAGAUCCAGCUGCUACCUCUAACACAUCAAGUCAGCUCCAGAAAGUAGCAGCAGAGGAACCCUCUACUGUAGCAGCAAGUUUAAAGAGUCAGAAGUCCAAUUCUAUGCCUGAAAAUACCAACCAAUCCGUACCUGCCGAGGAAGAGUCAAUGCAGAAUGUAGCAAUAGCACCUUCAUCCUCUUCUGCAAAUGCAGAUGAGAACCCUCCCUUGGAAGAUACCAUAAUGGAAGAAAGUAUUAGGGUAACACGAGCUAGACUUAGAAACAAUCGAUCGGCUGGAAUCCGUUAGGACAUCAACAGUUUCAACUUUUAGCCUGAAAAAACAAUGGUGGGUGUCCAAUUGUAAAAUUUUAUGUAAAUCACUUGCCUCAGCUUCAUUCCAUCUAUUGCUUUUUUUCUUUCUUACGAAUAAUUCUAAUUUUUUUACCAGAUCUUAUCAUUCUUAA